Messenger RNA from Brassica rapa (field mustard), 1448 nucleotides. RefSeq names its product protein NIM1-INTERACTING 3. The record is from RefSeq and is a predicted model, not a curated record. NCBI's taxonomy places the organism in Eukaryota, Viridiplantae, Streptophyta, Magnoliopsida, Brassicales, Brassicaceae. Gene Ontology annotation, biological process: regulation of systemic acquired resistance.
GGUUGUGUUGUGGAAAGAGCGAGGGUUCACAGAUUCCCUUCGUUUCAGCCAGACGAUUUCAUUUUCAAGAAUGAAUCAGAGGCCAACAACAAUGAGAACGCAGCAGGUAAUGCAAGCUCUUCAGCAUCCAACAAGUAUGGCUCUAAGGAAGAAAAAGAGAUAGCUGAGACUAACGUUUGUUUAGACUUGAAUCUUUCUCUGUCGUUGACAAGCGGAAAAAAAUGCUCCUCAAUACGUUAGUAAGUAGUAGCUAUGUUUGUAAGCGUCCUGCACCCCCAAGCAUAUCAAUCACUCUAGAUUAACAGAUCUUAAGCCUUUCCUAUACCAUCCCCUGGUGUAGCUACAUGCUGUGAGAGUUUCAACGAGGGCCGGGUGGUUUCAACGAGACAUGAAUAUGAUUUGAAGGAUAGCUGUCAAAGAUACUGCUCGAGUUUUUGUAAUAUUGCAGAACAAAGCAAUACUACGAAACAAAAUUUGAUGAACACGGAAAGAUCAUACACGCAUAAGAUAAAAUAUAGUAGCUCGAAUUUUUUUAAGAGUAAUCGAGAGAAACUAUGCGUUUAUUUUAGGGGUGUAACGUUAUUAGUUCUAAUUGUUUUUUAAAAAAAAUCUCUUUUUUUUUGUUGAAGCUAGGGAUCGAUGUUAAGUCCCGUAAAACCGAACUAACUAAAACUGAACCAAGCCGGAAUAGAAAAAAUGGUUUGGAUUUGGUAAUAUCAGAUAAAACGAAUAGAGGUUAUUUUCAAAAAAUCACAGUAUAUGGAUAUGGUUCGAUCUAUAAACCGGUACUAUAAACUGAAGAAACCGGUUAAUUAAAAUGCAUUAGUAUGCUUAUAUGUAAAUUUUAUAAUAAAAUGAAUAGUAUAUACAUAAUUUAUUAAUUUAUAUGAUAAUCAUAUUUAAGAAACUGGUGUUAGUAAAAAAAUUAUUCUAAGUUAAAAAAUUAUUUCGUUUUUCUCAUUUUCACCAAAUUAAAUAAAAUAAUUUUUAUUCUUAUUGGUAAAUAACUUUUGGUGUAGAAAAAAGUUUUUUCACCUCUUUGCCGGGAACUCAAGCUUUAUAAAUAGUCAUUUCCAGCAUGAAUCAAACUCUGGUGGCGGAAGUUACAGCCGCAACCCAUUUACCAUUAGAGCUGACUCGCUAUUUAUACUACAAUAUAGUCAUUUUAUAAUAUCAUGAUAUUAUUAUUUUUUAUUUUUAUUUUUGUAGUUAAAUAAAACAGAAAAUAUUAUAUUUAAAAAUUAGAGUACUAAAUAUAUGUUAAGUUUUAAUAAAUCUGACUUCUAAUUAUAUAAGCUAAAAUUUGCUAUAAACGGUAAAUAUAGUUAUAGUUUUUGGUAUAAAAUAAAUAAACAGAAAGUUGAUAGUAUAUAAGCCGAAUCAAGCUAAAGUAAAUAUUAUAUUAAUAUGCUAGUUAAAUUUUAUAAACUGAAAUACCAGAAAAAAAA